Miniopterus natalensis is the source of this 3828-nucleotide messenger RNA. Lineage: Eukaryota; Metazoa; Chordata; Mammalia; Chiroptera; Miniopteridae. The record is from RefSeq and is a predicted model, not a curated record.
ACGUCCGCUCGCCGGCGCCAUUCCCGUAGCCGGGAACGGCGGUGCGGCCUGUGACUAUGGCGCUGUUCCCGGCCUUUGCGGGCGUUAGUGAGGCUCCCGAUAGCGGGAGCGCCAGGAAAGAAUUAGAUUGGCUGAGCAACCCAAGCUUUUGUGUUGAAACUGUAACAACUCUGAGCCAACAAACUGAAGAGGCUACAGCUCUUAUUUCUGAAGGGCCACCACUAACAAGCAGGAGCCCUCUGAAAUCAGAGACUUCAGAUGCCGGGGACACAAACAGAAAGCUCAGGCAAGCGAGCAGGAGGAAGAAAGAGAAGAAGAGGAAAAGGAAGCGCCAGCACCGCAGCAGAGACAGGAGGAGGCGAGGGCGGUCAGGGAGCAGUGCGUCCGAGUCAGGCACUGAUCCUGGAAAGGACAGAGCUCCCAGAGGCUUCAGAGAUGCUGACAAAGAGUCGGAGAAACCGAACCAAGAAAAUAAUGCUGCUUCUGCUGCUGGACGUCACUGUGUUUGGCUUGAGGACAUUCAGGCUCUGACUGGAGAAACCUUCAGAACAGAUAAGAAACCAGAUCCUGCAAACUGGGAGUACAAGUCCCUCUACCGAGGAGAUAUAGCAAGAUACAAGAGGAAAGGAGACUCCUGCCUCGGCAUUAACCCUAAGAAGCAGUGUAUAUCCUGGGAGGGGGCCUCCACGGAAAAGAGGCGUUCGCACAAGCAUGUGGAGCGCUAUUUCACGAGGAAGAACGUGGGACUGAUGAGCACGGACGGAGUUGCCAUUAGCAGUCACACUGAACCCCUCUCAUCUGAGCCAGUCUCUUUUAUCCCAGUGAAGGGCUUGGACGAUGUGGCUCCUGUUACAACCUGGUUGAAUCCUCUGGGCAUUUAUGAUCAAUCCACCACACUGUGGUUACAGGGACAGGGCCCUUCAGAGCAGGAAUCAAAGCAGCCAGACUCACAGCCAGACCGAGAGAACGCCCUUCUCAAGGCCAAGGUGGAGGAGUUUAACAGGAGGGUGCGGGAGAAUCCCCAGGAUAUUCAGCUGUGGAUGGCGUUUGUUGCUUUUCAGGACGAGGUCAUGAGGAGUCCUGGCCUAUAUGCCAUCGAGGAAGGAGAGCAGAAGCGGAAGAGGUCGCUGAAGCUCAUCCUAGAGAAGAAGCUGGCCAUCCUGGAGCGGGCCAUCGAAAGCAACCAGAGCAGUGUGGACCUGAAGCUCGCCAAGCUGAAGCUCUGCACCGAGUUCUGGGAGCCCUCCACGCUGCUCAGAGAGUGGCAGAAACUGAUAUUCUUACAUCCCAACAAUACAGCCCUUUGGCAAAAAUACCUUUUAUUUUGCCAGAGCCAGUUCAGCACCUUUUCAGUAUCAAAAAUCCACAGUCUUUAUGGAAAGUGCUUGAGUACUUUGUCUGCAGUGAAGGAUGGCAGCAUCUUAUCUCACCCUGAGCUGCCUGGCACUGAAGUGGCCAUGUUCGCGCUCUUCCUGCAGCAGUGCCACUUCCUGCGCCAGGCUGGUCACUUGGAGAAGGCCGUCUCCUUGUUCCAGGCCAUGGUUGACUUCACCUUCUUCAAACCAGACAGUGUGAAAGAUCUGCCCACCAGGGGACAGGUGGAAUUCUUUGAGCCCUUCUGGGACAGUGGAGAGCCCCGGGCUGGGGAGAGGGGCGCCCGAGGCUGGAGGGCGUGGAUGCACCAGCAGGAGAGGGGAGGCUGGGUGGUCAUCAACCCAGAUGAUGAUGAUGAUGAACCGGAAGAUGAUGACCAGGAAAUUAAAGAUAAGACUCUGCCCAGGUGGCAGAUCUGGCUGGCUGCUGAGCGGUCCCGAGACCAGAGGCACUGGCGGCCAUGGCGCCCUGAUAAGACCAAGAAGCAAACUGAGGAAGAUUGUGAGGAUCCAGAGAGACAGGUGCUGUUUGAUGAUAUUGGACAGUCUCUAAUCCGACUUUCCAGCCAAGAUCUUCAAUUCCAGCUGAUUGCGGCCUUUCUGCAGUUUUUGGGUGUUCCUUCUGGCUUCAGCCCUCCAGCCUCCUGCCUCUAUCUGGCCAUGGAUGAGAACAGCAUCUUUGAUAAUGGCCUUUAUGACGAACAGCCAUUGACUUUUCUCAACCUUUCCUUUUCCGGCGUCAGCUGUGUUGGUCGCACAGACCAGUUGGGCUGCCGGCGCUGGACCAGGGGUCACAGCCGAGAGGGCGAGGAGUUCAUCUGCAACAUCUUCCACCUGGUGAUGCCUUUGUUUUCAGGCAGGGAGAGGUCUCAGCUCUGUUCCUCCUGGUUGCGGUACGAGAUCGCAAAGGUCAUUUGGUGUCUGCACACUAAAAACAAGAAGAGGCUAAAGUCACGAGGGAAGAACUGCAAAAAACUAGCCAAGAAUCUCCUUAAGGAGCCAGAAAACCGCAACAAUUUUUGCCUCUGGAAGCAGUAUGCACAUCUGGAGUGGUUGCUCGGCAACACAGAGGAUGCCAGAAAAGUUUUUGAUACAGCACUCAGCACGGCAGGGAGCGGAGAGCUGAAGGACCCUGAGGUCUGUGAGCUCAGUCUGCUCUAUGCUGAGCUGGAGCUGGAGCUGGCACCGGACCUCAGAGUGGCCACCGAGGCCCGAGCUGUUCACAUAUUAACUAGGCUUGCUGAGAACAGUCCCUAUGGGCCCUACACCGGGCAGGUCCUGGCAGUUCACAUUUUGAAAGCUCGGAAGGCUUAUGAGCAUGCACUGCAGGACUGUUUGGGGGAGAGCUGUAUUCCUGAUCCAGCUUCCCUUAACCGCCUAGUUAGCGUGGUUAAAUGCUUUAUGCUCUUCCAGUAUUUGACCAUAGGGAUUGAUGCUGCUGUGCAGAUAUAUGAGCACGUAUUUCCAAAACUGAAGGGCUCUGUUACCUCAGAAGGCCCAAGCCUGGAAGACAGUGCCAGCCCACAGAGUGCAAGGAACAUUCUCGAGGCUAUCACACUGAUGCACACGAGUCUGCUCAGGUUCCACAUGAAAGUCAGUGUUUACCCUCUGGCUCCGCUGCGACAGGCGCUUUCAGAGGCUUUGAAGUUGUAUCCGGGCAACCAGGUUCUUUGGAGGUCCUAUGUACAGAUUCAAAACAAGUCCCACAGCGCCAGCAAGAGCAGGAGAUUCUUUGAUGCAAUUACCAGGUCUGCGAAACCCUUGGAGCCAUGGUUGUUUGCCAUUGAAGCUGAGAAAAUGAGGAAAAGACUGGUGGAAACUGUCCAGAGGGUAGAUGGCAGAGAGGUGUACGCGACUAUUCCUGAGACUGGCUUGACGCACCGGAUCAGAGCCCUGUUUGAAAAUGCGAUCCGCAGUGACCACGGCAGCCAGUGUCCUUUACUGUGGAGGCUGUAUUUGAAUUUUUUGGUUUCGUUAGGAAAUAAAGACCGAAGCAAGGGGGUGUUCUACAAAGCACUUCAGAACUGUCCCUGGGCAAAGGUGUUGUACAUGGACGCUGUGGAGUACUUCCCUGAUGAGAUGCAGGAGAUCCUGGACCUGAUGACCGAGAAGGAGCUCCGCGUGCGCCUGCCUGUGGAGGAGCUGGAGCUGCUACUUGAGGACUAGAGACCUGGGGGGGAUGGGGGCCACACCUCCAAGGCCAUGUUGCCUGCCUGUGGGAGCCAGGGUGAGCGAGAGGAGAGGGUGACACGUGUCCAGCGUGUGUCAGCAGACCUGUUUUUAAAGUUUCUUUCUAGAUAAUGUGUCUGGGUUAUCAGUCUUUCAUCCCGCACAUUUUUUGGAUGUGCAAAUGAUGCAGUAAUUCUCGUUUUACAUAUUAUAUAUGUAAAUCUGUGUAUACAUGUACAUAGACAAGAAUCGGGCCAAGUGCUAAGUAAACCUAACGUGGUUGGUG